Leptinotarsa decemlineata (Colorado potato beetle) is the source of this 333-nucleotide messenger RNA. Its product is annotated as non-specific lipid-transfer protein-like 1. The record is from RefSeq and is a predicted model, not a curated record. Lineage: Eukaryota; Metazoa; Arthropoda; Insecta; Coleoptera; Chrysomelidae.
GCCGACCCCAAAAGAGCAAAAUCCAUUGGCGGAGUGUUCCUGUACAACAUCACCAAAAAUGGCAAACAGGCCAAACAGUGGACGAUGGAUUUGAAAAACGCCAAAGUUCAUGAGGGAAAGCCUGAGGGAAAACCCAACACCACGUUGACCAUCUCUGAUGAAGACUUCAUGCUAAUGUCGGAAGGCAAACUCAACCCGCAGACCGCCUUCAUGAAGGGAAAACUCAAAAUAACUGGAAAUGUCUUAGAUUUGUCAAAUCAAGUUCAACAAGUAAGUGGUUUAAAAGGUUGGGUGUGCCUUUUUCUUCUACUAAAUAAAUGGUCAGUUAAAUGA